AUGUCCCCACCGCAAUCUCUCGCCCAACGAGUUAUCCAGCUCAACAAUGAAGCCAUUGUCUGUGCCAUCAAGGGCUUUCGCCAAGAUGGAGUUGCCACUCUGCAACGAGCACUGGCUAUGGUCCUUACCUGUGAAGAAUCCAAUCAGGUAUCUGUGGUAAGACCAAGCAACGAACAGCAAAGAGAUCAAAUGGCUUACUCGGUGCCCCUGGCACGAGACCAAUGUUCCAAGCCCUUUGACGAUGUCUUCCAGUUCUUUAACCGAGCCAUCACCCUCCCUCAAGACGACGAGAGGUUUGCUACCCUUUCGUGUCCUCACAGUCGCAUUCGCAUCCAAACUACCAUUCUCUACAACUUGGGUGUCUUUUGUCACAUGGAAGCUGUUUGCUCUGGCAACUCUACUCUUGCGUUUGCCAAUGCCCUCCAAUUCUACGGUGGAGCCUACCAAGUGCUGGAGAACUCUUCCAAGAUCUUUGGAUUCCCUCAUGAUGAUGCGCUCUUGUUGGUACUGGCACUCUUCAACAACAUGGGACACAUUCACUCCAGUUUCAUGAUGGACAGUGACAAGACUCGACAGUGCAUCAGUUGGAUGCAGUCCACUUUUGCUACUCCCCAAACGCACAAUGCUUUGGCUCCUGAGGAUUACGCAUUCUUCAGCCAAUACAUUUCCGUUCCUGCAGGCGCACAGCUCCUGAUAUCACCUGCUGCAUAA
Molecule: messenger RNA, 711 nt
Organism: Seminavis robusta
Lineage: Eukaryota; Bacillariophyta; Bacillariophyceae; Naviculales; Naviculaceae
Source: the annotation of a GenBank genome assembly